AUGUCCGCGCAAGACUACUACAACCAAGGCCAGCAAGGCGGAAGCGGCGGCUACGGCCAGCAGCCUCCCCAGAACAACCCCUACGGCUACAGUCAGGGCCAACCCGCUCCCCAGUACCAGGGCCAGCAACAGGGCGGCUACCCCCCCUACGGCGGCCAGCAAGACCCCCACAACUCCUACUCCUCUCCUCCUCAAGGCGGCUACUACCAACCCCCUCCUCAACACCACGGGCAGCCGCAAGACUACUCGAACCAGUCUUUCUAUGGCAAUGCUCCCCAGCCUCACACUCCCCAGGGGCAAGCACCCUACGGCCAGCCACAGUACGGUGGCGGACAAGGACACGACGGUCAGAGACAAUAUCAUGAUCAGAGCCAGCAGGGCUACGGACAGCAGCAGGGAUAUCCACAGCAACAUCAGCAGUACCCGGGCCAGGGUGGCCCAGGAGGUCCAGCAGGCCCCGACGGUGAUCGCGGUCUCGGCGCUACGCUGGCUGGUGGUGGAAUGGGCGCUAUGUUGGCGCAUGCUGGUGGGGCGGGUACCCUGGGUGGUGUGGUGAGCGCGGUUGGAGGCGCGAUUGCGGCGAAUCUGUUGGAGGAUAAGCUCAAGAAGAAGAAGGGGGACAAGAAGGACAAGAAGGACAAGAAGGAUAAGCAUCACAAGAAGGACAAGCACCGCAAGCGCAGUGGGAGUGGCAGCAGCUCCGACUCGAGCGAUUCGGACUAA
Molecule: messenger RNA, 723 nt
Organism: Neurospora tetraspora
Lineage: Eukaryota; Fungi; Ascomycota; Sordariomycetes; Sordariales; Sordariaceae
Exons: 3
Coding region: 1-723 (240 amino acids)
Source: RefSeq, a predicted model, not a curated record